This is a messenger RNA of Rhagoletis zephyria (snowberry fruit fly), 616 nucleotides long. RefSeq lists its product as uncharacterized. The record is from RefSeq and is a predicted model, not a curated record. NCBI's taxonomy places the organism in Eukaryota, Metazoa, Arthropoda, Insecta, Diptera, Tephritidae.
AUCUGGUGACAUGAUUGUGGUGACUGCCGAAUCAGAGUUAACACAUAAUGGAAUAUCGCCCUAUUACUGGACACCCGCUGCUGUCAUCUCUUGUGUCAUGACCGUUUACACCUUAAUCUAUGCAUCGAUCUAUACGGAUGGCUUUCGCAUCACUUGCAAACAGUAUAGCGAAUCAUUGGUCAAAGACAUUCAAGGAGCUGGCAAUAUUGUGCCUGUUAUAAAGGGUCGAUUGUCUUGCGGGGCAAUCUUCGAUUUCAUGGACUACUUGGUGGAGACCAUUUCCUAUGAGCGGCGUAAAUAUGGGCGCAUCAAUACUGGAGCAUGCCUUUACAUGACACUCAUAUGCAGUUGGUUGACUAUAUUCUUUUGGAUUAUUGUAUGUGUAGUGAACAUUGUACAAACACGUCGCACACGUUCGGAGCGAGUCUGAUUAUGACUUAAUUUUCUAAAUGAAAAUAAACCAGUCAAUUAUGCGCAUGACAUUUGAAAUUCAGGAAGCAAAAUAUACACAAGUGCUUGCAUUUGCCAUUUUUACAACUAAAACGUCCACUUACGAAUUAUUAUAUAGUAAAUACAACACCAAAAGUAUUAAGUAUUGCAUACUUUAGAUGAGAAA